Molecule: messenger RNA, 2643 nt
Organism: Leptopilina heterotoma
Lineage: Eukaryota; Metazoa; Arthropoda; Insecta; Hymenoptera; Figitidae
Product: ATP-binding cassette sub-family G member 5
Exons: 6
Coding region: 199-2064 (621 amino acids)
Cellular component (GO): plasma membrane
Molecular function (GO): ATP binding; ABC-type transporter activity; ATP hydrolysis activity
Source: RefSeq, a predicted model, not a curated record
CAGUUCGGAAGGAAUGCGUCAUAACGGAAGCACUUCGCUCAGCUUUCAAAGGAGCGAGACAACUCUGACAACUGCAUUAUUUUAAAAUAAUGCUCAACUUUAGUCCAACAACAUUUCACUUUAAAUAUAUUUUUCAAGUUUCUUAGUGGGAAAGUUUGAAGAAUCCUCUGGAAUUUUGGUUUGAAAAACAAUUGCGGAAUGCAAUCUUCAGACUGUGUUCUUGAAAUUUCCAAUGUCUUCUAUUCCACCUCGAUGUUUGCUGAGAGAAAUAGUUUUGGCAAAUAUGAACCCACGGCAAUUCUGAGAGACGUGUCGGCAAGAGUCCAUGGAGGCGAAAUUCUUUCAAUUUUGGGUUCGAAGGGCUCUGGAAAACGUGCUCUUCUGGAUGUGAUAGCAGGGAGAGUGGAUGGGAAGACGAGAGGGCGAAUAUCGCUGUGCGGCAAUCUGCUGACCUCAAAGGCGUUCAGGAAGCACGGAGGAUACGUGACCCACCAGUGUCACCUUCUGCCCAGUCUCACGGUCCACCAGACGCUGAACUACGCCGUGUGGCUCGCCAACCUCAAGAACAGGAGGGCCAGAGUGAGGCAGAUUGUGGCGGACCUGGCGCUCUCGCAGGUCGCGAGCAGGGCGGUGAGCGACCUCACGGGGCCCGAGUACAGGAGGCUCAUGCUGGGAGUGCAGAUUGCCAAAGACCCCAUCCUGCUCCUGCUGGACGAGCCGACCUGGGACACGGACCCUCUCAACACUUACCUGAUAGUGUCGAUGCUGUGGUCCUACGUGACCAGGCGCGGGUCGAUAGUGGUCCUGACUAUGGAGACGCCUCGCUCCGACGUUCUGCCAUUCGUGAGCCAAGUGACUCUGCUCUGUCUGGGCACCGUGGUCUACUCGGGGCCCACCAGGAGCAUGCUCGACUACUUCACGCACAUAGGAUUUCCCUGCCCGGAGCUGGAAAACCCACUAAUGUAUUACCUGUGUUUGUCAACUGUUGAUCGGCGGUCGAGGGAAAAGUUCCUGGAAUCUAAUAGACAAAUUUCAAUCCUGGUCGAAAAAUUUAAAACCGAAGGAGUCGUUUACAUGAAAGACGCGACCAGUAUUAAGGAGACGCGUUUGGGAAUGACGCACAAGAGUAUGCGUCUGGGGAUCAAGCCGAGAAGCUUCUCAACCGUAACAGCUCUAUAUGUAAGGUACAUGGCUGCCACAUUUGCCUUGAAUAAGUCUGGAUUAGGUCAUUUCGCAGCGAGGAUUAUGCUGUUGCCCUUCUCCACGGCACUGCUCAGCAUUCUCUAUGCCAAUUCGAGUUCCUUUCAAUCGAGAAUAUUCAUCCAAACCAGUGGGCUAGUUUUCAACAUUUUGACCCUGUUUUACGUGUCGGGAAUAACAGUCACUGCCCUCCUCUUUCCAAGUUUCCGGAUGAGAUAUUACCAAGAAAAACGUGAAGGUCUCUAUGGAGGAACCAUUUUCUUCCUCUCUUAUACUCUGCUGAGUUUACCUCUCAGUUUAAUCUCGACUUUGAUCACGAUCGGAAUCCUCGUUCCACUUUUAAAUCUCAACCUGUCGUCCUGGUUCUACAUUUCGUGUACUCUUUGGGCGAGCUACAUAGCGGCAGAGCAGCUGGCAAUUGCGCUCCUGAUGGUGAUCGAGUGCCCCUUCACCGGGGCAAUCACGGCGCUGUGUGUCGUGCUGGUCUCUCUUCUAAUUGCAUCGGGGGCCAUGAGGAGUUUCAAAAACUUGCCAGAGUUCAUGGUUGCAUUUUCGAGUGGCCUGCCAGCCAGGUAUGCCUCAUUAGUCUUAAACAAAUUGGCUCUGGACAGUCCCGAACUGCAAAACUUGCCCUACAACGAAACGACCAGCUGCCCAGGAAACAAAGAACUCUGCAGAUAUCCGGAUGGAAAAACUUACUUGCUCGAGCGAUUCACGAGAGACGGGGAAAGCCAAACAAAUGUCUUUAAUUUCCACUUUAAUUUUCUCAUAUCUUUGGCAUUUUCUUUAGGGCUCAUCGUUUUCAAUAGCAUUUUGUACACACUGACGCUGCCCGGACGACUGAGAAGAAAAUUUAGAGAAUAAAUUUUAAAAACCGCUGCCAAGUUAACUAUAACGUGCGUUAACGUGCGUUUCAUUCACACUUUGUUUCACUCGUCAUAUUUAUUAUAUGACUUUUUCAAGAGUCAAUAGAUUUAUUGCCUGAAAAUUUCACACCAAAAACUAACAUUCUCUAAGCAAAAUGAAAUAUUGUUCUAUUUUCAUCAAACAUUCAUCAUAUAGGUAGGUACUUCAAAAUCAGUUAAAUAUUCGUGAAAGACCGUCAUUUUUUGUUGUUAAUAAGUUUACUUUUAUUUCUAUUUAUAAGUAAGAUGAGGCAAAUAAUCGACAACUAAUGAUAGUUGCGUAAAUUUGUAUGUGAAUUGAAUUAAUUAAUUAAUACACAUUAAAGUGCAAUAUGCGUAACUUUCUGAUGGCAUACUUUAUUAUUGUAUAAUAUUAUGUAAACCGAACAAAACUUGUACGAAUCGUAUGAUAUAGUGUAAUUUUUGUUAGUACAUUUUAUCAAUAAGACAAUAGUGAUAGGUAAUUGAACAUUUUUAUUGAUGUAAAUAUUAGGUUUGAUUUGCACCUUAUUUGAAUAAAAAGUGGAGGUUCGACAUA